Dracunculus medinensis (Guinea worm) is the source of this 330-nucleotide messenger RNA. The record is from the annotation of a GenBank genome assembly. Lineage: Eukaryota; Metazoa; Nematoda; Chromadorea; Rhabditida; Dracunculidae.
AUAGGUUUCAUCUUGUCAAAGGACAAGAAUCGAACCUCUGAUUUCUGGCCUGAGCUAUAUAACACUCCCGCCUUUGGGGUUAUUUUACCUCAUUUAGGUUUAAUCGCUGAAGACAAUCAAAAUAUAAAUCCUUACAAAUUAAAACUAGUAUUUAUUCGCCUAUAUGUGCAUAAUUUUUGGCGAAAUUCCUUAACCUUUUCCAAUUUAUUUUCUGACGAGAUUAUUUUAACUUCUUCUGCUGCUCAUACUUUCAAUUUUCAAAAAUCCUUUUUCUUUUUCAUCUCAUCUAUUACUUUCGACGAUCUAAUAAUAUUAGUAUCAUUUAGUUAA